Messenger RNA from Owenia fusiformis, 945 nucleotides. Lineage: Eukaryota; Metazoa; Annelida; Polychaeta; Sabellida; Oweniidae. The record is from the annotation of a GenBank genome assembly.
ACACAGGGUGGUUACCCACCAACACAAGGUGGUUACCCACCAACUCAAGGUGGUUACCCACCGACACAAGGUGGUUACCCACCGACUCAAGGUGGUUACCCACCCCCUUCUCAAGACUUACCGACUCAAGGGGGGUAUCCUUCAGGCCAACCUUCAUAUAAUCCAGCAUAUGCACCAGGUGCUCAACCAAACUAUCCUGCACAACCAAGUUAUCCAGCUCAACCAAGUUAUCCAUCCCAUCCAGGUGCCCCUGGGAGUGCACACCCAGGGGGAAGCUAUGGCCAGGGGUAUGAUGCAAGUCAGGCAUCUGGUCCAGUAGAUAGGUAUACAGGGUGACUCAUACUUAAUGAGUUCUAUACCACUACAUUAAUUAUGAGACACCCUGUGAACAGACCCGAAGAUUCCCAAAAUUUGAUAUUAGCCCUUUGGACAUGUAACUGAAAUUCUUUUUCAUCCAUGAUGAUUUUACAAGAUGGGGAGUAGCAGUUGUGGAUCUGGCUAAAAUGGGCAUUGUGUGGUCCUCAUUUUAGAAAAAAGGUCUCAUAUUAAUUGAUAAAUGGGCUUUCCUCGAAAAAUAAUACAUUAAUAGAGUUUAUGUUUUCAAUAUUUUCAAGAUGUUACUUAAAAAGUCACAAAAUUUGACUAAGUAAAACAUAUUGAGCCUAAAAUACAUGUGCCUGUCGACCUUGCCAGCUAUAUAAGGAAGAGGGGUAUGUUACCUUUGAACAAUGAAAAUAUUGCAGAAUCAUAGUAGGACUCUAAUACUGCAGUUGCACUUUAGCUAUGCUCCAGUAAUGAGACUCCCACUAUUUUCAGAUAAAGUUUAAGAAAAUUUUAUAAGAAAGUGUUUCUCUUUUCUUGGAUUAUUGAUUGAGUAUUGAAAAGGGUUAUUAUCAAUAUGGGCAUUCAGUACAUUAAUUUGACUUGUCUGAAUUGUCUGUUUUC